AAAUUUUCGAUUCUCUAAUAACGCGUAGUACUAUGUAUGUUCCAUUAAUCUGAUCAUAUCCCAAAAUCCCUCCUAGGUAAUUGCUAUUAUUGUCUUUGGUCCCUUCAGGUUCAGAAUGCAGUGGUUUCCGGCUUUGAGAGUGGCUGUGAUCACCAAAUCAGAAGACACAAAAGCGAAAGCCAUGGAAGAAGUGGAAGAAGGAUUGUUGCAACUAGAGGAUGCGUUUGUUUCUAUAAGCAAAGGGAAACCCUUUUUUGGCGGUGAAGCAAUCGGGUAUAUGGACAUUUGCUUUGGAAGCUUGGUGGUUCUCUUGAAGGCUAGAGAGAAGUUUAAAGCAGAAAAGCUUUUAGACGAAUCAAAAACUCCUUCUCUUUGUAAAUGGGCCGACCGGUUCUUAUCCGAUGAAACAGUGAAGAAUGUGGUGCCGGAGAUCGAUAAAGUAGUUGAGUUUCUGCAAGAACUUGAGGUUAGAGCUCAAUCUGCAGCUUCAAGAUCUUGAGAUUAUCUUAGAAAUGUAUUGCAAUGCAUGUUUACAUGUAAAAUUAAAUGAAAUAAGCUGAAGUUUAAAGUGUUGUGUUCAGUGUAUGCUAGGAUUUAUAUAAUGAUACACAAUCUAUGGACUAUUUUCAGUUUAUUUUUAUCGAAAAAUGUAAGGGUCAGCCCAAGAUUACCAUGGGGUCCUAGGAAAAAUCAAUUUUUGCACUUUAA
Messenger RNA from Arabidopsis arenosa, 708 nucleotides. Lineage: Eukaryota; Viridiplantae; Streptophyta; Magnoliopsida; Brassicales; Brassicaceae. The record is from the annotation of a GenBank genome assembly.